Molecule: messenger RNA, 1836 nt
Organism: Saccoglossus kowalevskii
Lineage: Eukaryota; Metazoa; Hemichordata; Enteropneusta; Harrimaniidae
Product: BRISC and BRCA1-A complex member 1-like
Biological process (GO): double-strand break repair; mitotic G2 DNA damage checkpoint signaling; positive regulation of DNA repair
Cellular component (GO): nuclear body; BRCA1-A complex; BRISC complex
Source: RefSeq, a predicted model, not a curated record
UGAAUUGUCAGGCUGUGUGUUAAAGAAUAUUCUGAAUGAUCGCGUUUAAAUCUAUGUAAUAUUUCAAAUGUCGAAUAUAUCACCUACCCCGGUGACAUACGAGGGAGAAAAAGACCUGACUGAUGAACAAGAUGAUGGAUCAGAUGAAGUAACGGCGCUUGAUGACGACGAAUGCCUUAGUGGGCAACAAGAAGGAGCAGGCAUGUUAGAUGCGGCGGCCAGUAUACGCACCGGGGACGAUAUUCCUGAAGAUGGUAUACAACAAAGUGAAGUGCUUGACAAAUCUGAUGAAGAUGAUGCUGAUGGGAAUACAGACAGCGAUCCUGAAUCUCUGUUGCCAGUCCUACCUAAAGUUAACUGCCCAGAAAAGAUUGUAAUUUGUUUGGAUCUUUCUUCUGAGAUGAAUACUAUUCCAUUCAUGUCUAAAGAUGGAACCAAAUAUCCACCAUUGCAGAUGGUCAAGAGAGCUAUUAAUAUAUUCGUACACACCAAAACUGCUAUAAAUAGGCAGCAUGAAUUUGCAUUAGUGGUUCUUCAAGAUAAUGCAUUAUGGAUGCAUAAUUUUACCAGUAACACUGAGGAGUUCUGUUAUGUGUUAGCAGAUCUGAACAACGAUAGUGAUAUUGACACCUUUGAUAUGUCUUCAUUGUUUGAUUUAAUUUAUGAAAAAGUUGAUCUUCCCCCUAUUAAGGGAAAUAUUGAGAUAAUACCACCACCGUAUAUUGUGCGUACUAUUAUGAUAUAUGGCCGAUCGAACUGUGUGCCUGAAUUCCAUAGCGGUCAAGAGACACAAAAGAUUUUGAUGCAAUCCCCAUACUUCUUCAUGGAUAUAUUUUACAUUCAUGAAGCACCGGCGGAAAGCAAUUAUUGUGAGGAGAUAUUUGAUAGUUUGUGUGAACUGGAUGAAGGAGGAAAAUCAUUUGUGUUUGAAGUUGGCAGAAAUCCAACCUAUCUCCAUGACAACAUGGCAAAACUUGUAGCUCAUCCAUUACAGCGACCGUUACAGAGAAACAUCAACUACAAAUUAAAUCAUGAGAUUAGCUGAUUGAUGAAUUGUUUUUCAAAUGUAACCUUUUUAUUCUUGAAAACAUUCUAUGAAUUAUUUAUAAAUUCCAUACAUUGUUGAUGGAAUAGCAGGAAUUGUGCUUUCAUGUAUACUCCAUCAAUGAGUUACUAAGUUACUAAGUUUGAGAAAAUGUUGUCUCAGCCAAUUACUAUUUCACUGUAAGUAGUCCAGAGAAAUUGAUCAACCUCUUGUAAUUAACAUAACUAACACAUUUUACUUCAAUAUAAAUAUUUCAAAGCUGUACAAAACGAAUGUCUUUGUCAGCAAUUUUGUCAAAGGAAAUAAAAUUUGUUGAAAAAUUAAAUUUAGUCGGAAUUUAGCUGGAAAACACUACAUCUGAAUUCAUCAAAAACCAUCACAUUUGCAAAUGAUUAUCGGAGACUAAACUUAUGAAUAUAUUGACAGUUGUCGAAUCCUAUGGAAAUAUGUUCAAGUUGAUCAAUAAGUUAUGAAGAGUGAAUCUGAGAAAAAAAAGGCUAAUAUAAGCAUACAUGGAUUAGAGAAAGACUAGGUGCUGUCAUUGAAUCGAAUUGAAGAGUUGAAGUGGGGGUCAUUACAGUGAAAUCACAGGCUCAAUGACAAUUACAAUUUUGAAACAGUGACUCGCGUAAUUUUGUUUACUCAUUUGAACACUCAAGUAAAUUGAAUUGAAUGGGCAAUGUGGAAAACUUAAACAAAAGUAUUUCUCAGGCAUAUUUGUUGGAAAUUUCAUCUUGCUAAAAAUAGUUAAGACUGAUUUAUUAUGAAAUAAAAAUGAAUCAAUAAUAAAA